ACAACGACGGAAGCGAGAGAGAGAGAGAGAGGGAGAGACAGAGAGAGAGAGAGAGAGAGAGAGGGGGAAAGAAGAAAGGGAUUAGCAUCUACCGUACACUGAAAGAGGGUCGUGGUCGGCGCACAGGGGUGGUCGACAAACGCGCGAACUGGGAAGCUGCGUGGGCGGACUGAAGAAACCACCAAGAGACUUCGUGCAGACACACACCCCUCCCGAACGAACCCCAGUCACUUCUGGGGUUGUAUCAUCGAGAAGUGGGUCACACAAAAAGGGGAAAAUGCGUGUGACACCCAUGCCAGAGGUGAGAAUGUUGAGGUGGUCAUCCAUCCAGUUGGAGGAUGCAACGUUGGCGACAGAGUCGGCACCCAGUGGCAACAAAACAAAAAGCUUUGAUGACCUAAAGGCCAAAUUUUAUGAACUACUGAAACCCAUACCCCUACCAUCAUGGGUUAUAGCUUGCACCUUCAUCUUGGUGGCCCUGCUGCUCCUGUGCUGCUGUGUUUGCAUCUAUAGGAAGUGCUGCGGUCGGAAGAAGAAAGGGAAGAAAGCAAAGGAGAAAGUGCGGGCUCAUAUCAACAUCCGGGAGGUCCAUGAGAUUGGCCAGAGUUAUGUUGACAAGGUGCAACCAGACGUAGAGGACCUGGACGCAGGUCUGGAUGAGAAGAGGCCAGAACAAGAGAAGCUUGGAACACUUCAGUAUUCCUUGGACUAUGACUUCCAGGCAGGACAGCUCAUUGUGGGCAUCCUUCAAGCCAAGGACCUCCAGGCGAUGGACAUCGGCGGUACGUCAGAUCCCUACGUGAAAAUAUACCUGCUGCCUGACAAGAAGAAGAAGUAUGAGACAAAGGUCCAUCGGAAGACACUGUGUCCAGUUUUCAAUGAGUCUUUUUACUUUAAGAUCCCCUAUGCAGAGCUUGGUGGAAAGACCCUAGUGAUGGCUGUAUAUGACUUUGACCGAUUCUCCAAACAUGAUGCUAUAGGAGAGGUGCGCAUCCCCAUGAACCAAGUGGACCUGGCACACCUGAUUGAGGAAUGGAGAGACCUGCAAAGCGCUGAAAAAGAGGAGCAAGAGAAGCUUGGAGAUAUCUGCUUCUCCCUCCGCUAUGUGCCGACCGCAGGAAAACUGACGGUGAUUGUCCUGGAGGCCAAAAACCUCAAGAAGAUGGAUGUAGGGGGGCUGUCUGAUCCGUAUGUGAAGAUCCAUCUGAUGCAAAAUGGCAAGCGACUCAAGAAGAAGAAAACAACCAUAAAGAAAAACACGCUUAAUCCCUAUUAUAAUGAGUCCUUCAGUUUUGAGGUCCCAUUUGAACAAAUCCAGAAGGUUCAGGUCGUCCUCACAGUCCUGGAUUAUGACAAGCUGGGCAAGAACGACGCCAUUGGCAAAGUGUUUGUGGGCUGCAACUCUUCAGGCACUGAGCUUCGUCACUGGUCAGACAUGCUUGCUAAUCCGAGACGCCCCAUCGCCCAGUGGCACACCCUUCAACCAGAGCAAGAUGUAGACACCAUGCUAGGCAUCAGGCCAAACUAAAUUCACUGCCAGUACGUACUUGGUGCACGACAGCAUGAUUAUUUGUGGGUGGCAAUGAAGUUCAGUUCACUUCCCUUUGAUUGAUAUUAUAAUUAUUAUCAUUGUUUAACUUACUCACUAUUAGAAAUAGUCCCAAAGUUGCUGUGCGCAGCAGUAUCUGGGAUAACAUGACACUAGGAGUUCUUGUCCAAGUGCCAUGCAGCUUUAUCCCAUCUUUUUGUCUGAUUCAACAUUUAUGCCCGCUAUGCAAUUGUGAGUUGCCAUUUUAAUACACAAAACCCGAGUUCUUAGAUUGCCAGCUUGACAUUUUGUUAAAGGGAAGUGAACACAGUUUGUGUGUUCUUUGGCUCCUGUUAGGGUCACCUCACUCACACACACUCACACUCACACACACACACAUACACACACACACACACACACACACACGACACAGAGCUUGCAAGCACACCAUGUGCCCAUGCAAAGGAACUCAACUAAAUAUGUCCUGCCAUCAGAUAAGUGUUUUUUCUAUGGGUUUUGUUUUCACUGGGAUACACGACCCUGAGUGAACCUGUCACCCUCUGGUUUGUGCUGUUUGAGCCCAAUUUCCCUCAUUGCUCUCCUAUUUCCAUCGGUUUAUUUGUCUAAAUAUCUUUUCUUAUGCCUCCCCUUUGUAUUUUUAGUAAUUUUUCAUACAAAUGUUCACUUACCUGUCUGAGCUCUUGUGCUGGUGUACCAUGCUUUGGUUUUUUGUCUUCUCUGUCUAUGCCACUCAUUCUUUUUGAAGUUCCCACUUUUUGACCCCUAUUUUCUUGGAGAUUCUUUUUAUUACUGUUUGAAUCUUGCUCUCUUUGACAUUCAUUGCUCCCUUUCAGCCUUGUUCAUUUCAGACUCUAUGCAUUUUCUCUUCUUUUUAUCAUCUUUUUAGCACUAUCCUGUCUGACGUUAUAGUGUACUUACAUUAUAGUUACACAGUGACUACCUGCUUAUUUAAGUAUAAGGAGGUAUUAUUACCAUCUGACAUGAAUGAACUUCUCUCAAAGGUUAAUACAUAUUUCUCAUUCUUGUUUGAUGGACUGUUACCUGCAUAACAAGGCAAGAAUACAGAAAUACUUCCCAGUGCAAAAGCAGU
Molecule: messenger RNA, 2639 nt
Organism: Polypterus senegalus (gray bichir)
Lineage: Eukaryota; Metazoa; Chordata; Cladistia; Polypteriformes; Polypteridae
Gene: syt5a
Product: synaptotagmin Va
Exons: 9
Coding region: 278-1528 (416 amino acids)
Biological process (GO): calcium ion-regulated exocytosis of neurotransmitter; synaptic vesicle endocytosis; cellular response to calcium ion
Cellular component (GO): synaptic vesicle membrane; axon; dense core granule
Molecular function (GO): calcium-dependent phospholipid binding; phosphatidylserine binding; clathrin binding
Source: RefSeq, a predicted model, not a curated record